AUGCUGCCGCCUCGCGCCGCGUCGCUGGACGACGCGCCUAUGGCCGCGCCUCCGCCGCGAGCAUCGCCAUUCCUCCGGUGGGACAAUCCCCCGGCCGCAGCCCCUCCCGAGCGCCCGUCCGCCCAUCUGCAAGACGCCUCGGGCCUGGGGGAACGCUGGUUCUCCGCCACCGGCGGGGGGGGCUCUCGCCUGAAUGAGAUUUUCCAGAUGACCACCCUCUCACCGGGGUUUGCCCGGCUGCCGGACACCGAUCCCGAUGAGGAUGGCGACGGCCCGGUCGCCGGGGCCGAGGAGGACCUCUUCAUUUUGCACGAGGACACUGACUGGAAUGAUGAUCGCCGGGCCACCCAGCGGACCAAUUGGGCCUGGUUGCGGACAUCCAUCUCGCUCAUCUCCCUGGGCUUGACCAUCCUCUCGCAGUUUCUCUCCCACCGGAUCGCCCUCUUUGCGCUGGUCACCCUGGCUCUGGGGCUGGUCUACGCCGCGCUGGCUCUCAUCCGGUUCUACAUCACGCUUCGGUACUUCGAGGCCGGGCGUUUCCUGACCAACUCCAAGGCCGUGGCCACCGCCAGCGUGGUGACCCUUUUCGCCAUGCUCGGCAUUCUGGUUCUGAUGAUUGUGACGUGA
Fonticula alba is the source of this 627-nucleotide messenger RNA. RefSeq lists its product as hypothetical. The record is from RefSeq and is a predicted model, not a curated record. Bases 1 to 627 code for a protein of 208 amino acids. NCBI's taxonomy places the organism in Eukaryota, Rotosphaerida, Fonticulaceae. The transcript has 2 exons.